CGGGGCGCGCGCGGGGUGGGGGGGUGCGGACCACGUCGAGCGGCGUAGACAAAGGCGGGCGUGCGCACGCUGUGACGUAGGCCUGGGCCGGCGGCGGCGGGCAGGGCAGGGCAGGGCGGGAGCGGCAGUGGCAGUCGGCGGAGACUGGAGCCGAGCCUGACGGCCGCUCUGGCAGCAUGUAAACAACCUUUUGCCAAGAACCCAGGUCACUGCUGAGAAGGGUGCCUUAAGGGAGAAGACUAUCAGAGGACACCAAUGCCAGGCGUGUCUGGAAUAGUGCUCGGUACAGGCAGCAUGAGACGUUCUGUGCCAGCCUCUGUUUAUUACUGGCAAAGGCUGGGGCUCUCCGGGUAGGAGGGUCCUGGGGCAGCCAGCACCAGGAGCCCCCCAAAGGGAACAUGGGACCAGCUAUGAACUCUUUACAGUGAACUCAGUUUUAGCUUAUGAAGGAAUUUUAAGUAAAAAUUACUUAAUUUCUGCAUACCGACAUUCAGAAGCCUUUGGUGUGAAGUGCCAGCAAUUGCUCUUGUCUACUGGAUUUAUCAGGAUUCUUCUGGCACCAAGGUGAACUCUUCUCGGUACUUCUGGCAAUACAGCCCUUUAGGACAAAUUCACCUGCUGAAUGCUUUGGAGCAGGAAAAAAAGUAAAACCUUGGAAGGAGCCCACAUAGCCGAACAGAAAGCUCACCCUUGCCGCUCACUUGCCCAGAAACAGUCCAGACUCGAAUGCUAUUCCUGAAGCCGUGUCCUGCCUCGUUCACCACAGCUCUAUCUGCACCAGAGAGACCUGGAAUUCUGAGGUGCUCCUGUGGCCCUUCUGUACUACUGUUCGGCACCACAGCUCUGUAUUCAGGCAGUUGGAUGAUGUGAACUUUGAGAUGGAGUUUGUCACCUGUAGGGGACUGGCUUCCUUUCCAAGGCUUGUGCUGUCGGAAGGGAUCAUCUGAAGACGUGUUUGUGUGUGAAAACCAGCCUGACCUGCAUCCUCCACCAUGUUCCUGUUGCUGCCUUUUGAUAGCUUGAUUGUCAACCUUCUGGGCAUCUCCCUGACUGUCCUCUUCACUCUGCUACUUGUUUUUAUCAUAGUCCCUGCCAUUUUUGGAGUCUCCUUUGGAAUCCGAAAGCUCUACAUGAAAACAUUGUUAAAGAUCUUUGCGUGGGCUACCUUGAGAAUGGAGAGAGGAGCCAAGGAGAAGAACCACCAGCUUUACAAGCCCUACACCAACGGAAUCAUUGCAAAAGAUCCCACUUCUCUGGAAGAAGAAAUCAAAGAAAUUCGUCGAAGUGGUAGUAACAAGGCUCUGGAUAAGACACCAGAGUUUGAGCUCUCUGACAUCUUCUACUUUUGCCGGAAAGGAAUGGAGACUAUUAUGGAUGACGAAGUGACAAAGAGAUUCUCUGCAGAGGAGUUGGAGUCCUGGAACUUGCUGAGCCGAACCAAUUACAAUUUUCAAUAUAUAAGCCUACGGCUUACCAUCCUCUGGGGGUUAGGAGUGCUGAUUCGGUAUUGCUUCCUUCUGCCACUCAGGAUUGCUCUGGCAUUCACAGGGAUUAGCCUCUUGGUAGUGGGUACUACCAUGGUUGGAUACCUGCCAAAUGGGAGGUUUAAGGAGUUUUUGAGUAAACAUGUCCAUUUAAUGUGCUACCGGAUCUGUGUUCGAGCCCUGACAGCCAUCAUUACCUACCACAACAGGAAAAACAGACCAAGAAAUGGUGGCAUCUGUGUGGCUAAUCAUACAUCUCCCAUUGAUGUGAUCAUCUUGGCCAGCGAUGGCUACUAUGCCAUGGUGGGGCAGGUGCACGGGGGCCUUAUGGGUGUGAUUCAAAGAGCCAUGGUGAAAGCCUGCCCACAUGUCUGGUUUGAGCGUUCUGAAGUUAAAGAUCGCCACCUGGUGGCUAAGAGACUGACUGAGCACGUACAAGAUAAAAGUAAGCUGCCCAUCCUCAUCUUCCCAGAAGGAACCUGCAUCAAUAACACAUCAGUGAUGAUGUUCAAAAAGGGAAGCUUUGAAAUUGGAGCCACUGUUUACCCUGUUGCUAUCAAGUAUGACCCUCAGUUUGGCGAUGCCUUCUGGAAUAGCAGCAAGUAUGGGAUGGUGACGUACUUGCUGAGAAUGAUGACCAGCUGGGCCAUUGUCUGCAGUGUUUGGUACCUGCCGCCUAUGACCAGAGAGAAAGAUGAAGAUGCUGUGCAGUUUGCUAACAGGGUGAAGUCUGCCAUUGCCCGGCAAGGAGGACUGGUAGACCUUCUGUGGGAUGGUGGAUUGAAAAGAGAAAAGGUGAAGGACACAUUCAAGGAGGAGCAGCAGAAACUGUAUAGCAAGAUGAUUGUCGGUAACCACGAGGACCGGAGCCGGUCCUGAGGCUCUGCCUGGCACUGGCUGGAGCCGCCACCUCUCAAUCCUGACAAGUGAGCCAGCUGGAGUUGUGCCACAACCUCUCCCACCAUCCCCGCCACCCACUGCUGCAUCUUCCAGACUCUGGCCCUCAGGCUGUUCUGGACUCCAGGACUCCUGAGUUCUUCAGAGCCCCAUGUACUGCCUGCUGCCCUCUACCCAGAAUGCUGCUGGCUGGGGCUCCCUGAGACAAAUGCCUCUUGUUCCUUUAUAGUAAGCCUCUAAGAGGAAUGCCAUUAAAGCAGAUCUGUUGUGUGCUAGCUGGUGGGAAGGCGGGCCCCAUUCUUGCCAUGAGAGAAUGUUGUUGUUACUGUGUAGGGACAGCUACAUGCUGGAGAAAGUCAGAAGACACACUGCCGAGGCAGGUGUCUAAACAGCCUCCAGCCUUGGAGCCUUUAGGUGGGACAGAAAGAAAACUGUCUACAGGAGUGUUCGUUCCGUUCAGCAGAUGGAGUCCUACGUUCACAAGUCAUGUGUUCCUGCUUACGAAGAUCACCAGAGGAGAUAGGAAGAAGCCAGUGGGCCCCUGGCCAGCUAGCGAGCCCCAGGAGUCUUUGAGUCGGACUCCAGGCUGGGCCUGGGUCCCCCACCUGACUUGUGUGUUUACUAUGUCUCAGUUUCCCUGUCUGUUACAUGGAAUUGCAGAGGGUGAUGAUAACCUACCUCACAGGGUUGUUGUGGGGGUUCCAGUGCUAGCAUAUGAGAAGGAAAUGGAUGCUGGUCCACAGGGAUGGCUUCAUAGAACAGGGCAGGACGAAAAGGUCAGAGCUCACAGCUGCUGCCCAGGAUUUUAAACUUGUUUUGUGAGUAAAUAAAACUGGAUGGUAAAUGAA
Messenger RNA from Peromyscus leucopus (white-footed mouse), 3229 nucleotides. It is a transcript of the gene Gpat4, whose product is annotated as glycerol-3-phosphate acyltransferase 4. The transcript has 13 exons. Lineage: Eukaryota; Metazoa; Chordata; Mammalia; Rodentia; Cricetidae. The coding region runs from base 993 to 2363 and encodes 456 amino acids. Gene Ontology annotation, cellular component: endoplasmic reticulum. Gene Ontology annotation, biological process: triglyceride biosynthetic process. Gene Ontology annotation, molecular function: glycerol-3-phosphate O-acyltransferase activity. The record is from RefSeq and is a predicted model, not a curated record.